AUGCUUCACAUUUUGCGUUGGUGGAUUUUAUCGUGCUCCGAGGCUCCGAGCUCGGCCAUUCAGGGCCUGGCCAAAGAACACCUGGAAGUUGGACCCAGUUGCCCGGACUCCGCCCCUGUGGGCCCCGCUGCGCAGAGUUGGCUGCAGCACGUGGGCCCCGAGCGGGGCCAAGUUCUGGCGCAGACCGCCGGUCUGGUGGCGGCUCUGGGCCGGGAGGUGCCGGCAGCGCUGCUGCCGCCGGAGCUGUUGGCGCUCCAGCAGCAGCUCCGUGCUGCGCUGGCGCGAGGGGACGACUCUGCUUUGCGGCGUGCCUGCGAGAGAGUCAUGGACAGCCCCGCAGGCGCCGUGUUCGCCCGUGACCUGCAGGACGGCAUGGAGCACUUGCGCAGCACCUUCCGGCUGCCGCCCAGCUGGUCCGUGGAGUGCAUGGUGCGAGGGGAGGGCCGGCUGCUGGCGAAGCGCGAGGUCACGGAGCCCAAGUUGCUGCGGCUCUUCGAUGGGCUGGUCCGCAGCACGGCGCUGCCCUCCGUGCGCACCCGGGACCGCUGGGGCGCCGUGCCCAGGAGCUUCCGGGCGGUGCGGGCGGUGCAGAUCAUGAACGCCGGCACCUGGUCCAGCUACGCGCGGAGGCGGGAUGUAGUGGCGCAGGACUGCGCGAAGCUCAAGGCGCGGACGGACGGCGGCUUCUGGCGGGACCGGCUCAACGGGGAGCUGCUCACGGCGGAGCUCACGGCGGCGCACCCCGAGGUGAAUGCGGCAGAGCCGCUGGUGCCGGCGGCGAACGAGGUGUGGCUCUUCCACGGCACGAGCCACGAUGCGGCGGAGGGCAUCACCACAGACGACUUCGACCUCACGAAAGCGAACCCCUCAGGCCUCUUCGGCGCCGGGGUGUACUUCGCCGAGUCCGUGAGCAAGGCGGACGAGUACGUGAAGGGCAAGGUUGUGGGAGGGGUUGAGCUUUUCCCCCUGCUGCUCUGCCGCGUUUGUCUGGGCUACGUCUACUACUGCGAGGACCGGCGCCCCUCGGCGCGGCACUUGGAGGAGACGUGCCUGCUGAAGGAGUGGCACUCGGUACUGGGGGAUCGAAAGAAGACCUCCGGCACGUUCCGGGAGUUCAUCAUCUACGACAACCUCCAGGCCUUCCCGGCCUACAUCGUGUACUACGCCCGGGAGUUCUGA
Messenger RNA from Effrenium voratum, 1179 nucleotides. Lineage: Eukaryota; Dinophyceae; Suessiales; Symbiodiniaceae. The record is from the annotation of a GenBank genome assembly.